CUUUCAUGCACAGUUGAGCGUAUACUCUUGCUUUAACGAUAUAUUCAAACAGACAUCAUGAAUACUGAACAACGGCAGAUAACGGUCGUUCAGUCCGCGGCGUUGCCACCGCCACCGCCGUUUCUCGCAGUUCCGGGACCGCCACCACAGGCCUGGCCUGCAUGGAAAGAGACAUUCAUGUCAUUCUUAGGUGCGGCGGGCCUCGAAGGUGUUGACCCGAAGAGAAAAAAACAGAUUCUUUUUUCGUUGUUGGGCAUUGAAGGGCAACGAAUAGUGUCCGCAUUUGGAUUCACUAACCUUCCGCAUUCGGAACUUCUUGACGAGUUCGAGACCUUUUUAGCGGCCGUGGAGAGCCAUUUUGUUUUUUCCGGAUCUCUAGCACUCGAGCGUAAGAAGCUCCGUCUUCGCGUUCAGCAGCCGGGAGAGAGUGUCACGGAAUUUUUAGCGGCGUUACGCCAUCAGCACGCGCUUUGCGCGUUUGAAGACGGGUCCGAGAACACGCGACUUUGCGAUCUUUUUCUUGAUGGUUUGAUCUCGCGCCGUGUUCAGGAUCGCAUUCUUAGAGACUGCGUAGGUCGCCAGGUACCGACGCUUGAGCGCGCGAUACAGCUCGCGCUGCAGUUUGAGCAGUUGGCACGCACAGCAGAGCAGUACCAUCAGCCACGUCAGGGGGAGCCCGUCGCCAGCUGUUCCACUGCACCCGUGCAGUAUGUUGCUGGGCCCGAGACCGAACAAGUACAAGCGGCUGCUCGUCAUGACGACCAGUCUCCAGCACUCUUCUCGGGAGACAACUGUUUCAGCGAACAUGGGUGGUACCAGUUGUACCACACCGCUCUGCCAUGGAUUCAAGGCCUGGUGAACCACGCGAACAAUCUCAAGCUGGUCAUCAAGCAUCGCCUGCUGUUCCAAGGCGUUCUACGCGGCAACGGCGACUUCCAGGAAGACUGA
Molecule: messenger RNA, 948 nt
Organism: Ixodes scapularis (black-legged tick)
Lineage: Eukaryota; Metazoa; Arthropoda; Arachnida; Ixodida; Ixodidae
Exons: 2
Coding region: 58-948 (296 amino acids)
Source: RefSeq, a predicted model, not a curated record